UCUUGAUUCAUUUUCUCCCUAGUUGUGGGUGGAAUUGGGGUAAGUAUGAAGUAUUAUUAAGGUGUUCAUAUGUUUGAAUUGAGGUAGACAAGAUUCGAAGCAGCUAUAUUGAUGGUUGUGAAGGCUUAUAAAUGCUUGCUCCUCUUGGUGUUGUUGGAUAUACUCAAGUGCUCCUUCUUAUCAAUCCUUAUUGAUUGCUGCGUGCAGGGACCGAUUCAUAUGUGAUAGCUAAUCAUGUCUCAUGUGCUCAUUGAGAAAGUCGAUAAUGUGGCUGAAGGGGAUCAUAUCAAGGUGGAUCGUGUGAAAGAAGUAGAUAAUGAAGUGGAUGAUAUGAAAGAAUGGGGUCACAUAUUGAAGGAGGAUGAAGAUUUAAUGAAUGCAAUAGAUGACAUGAAUGCAUUAUCUCAUGUUGUUAUGAAAUUCCAAAAUCGGCAAGUCUUUGAUUGGGCUCAGUUGGUGGGGAAGAACAAUGACUUUGUUGUUAUUAUGAUAAGGUCUGACUAUGGAACCUUGAAUGGGAAGGAAAGUUUGACAUUAGGGUGUGAGCAUGGUGGUAAAUUCAAACCAUACAAGGGAAAGUUUGACAUUAGGGUGUGAGCUUGC
Molecule: messenger RNA, 603 nt
Organism: Lotus japonicus
Lineage: Eukaryota; Viridiplantae; Streptophyta; Magnoliopsida; Fabales; Fabaceae
Exons: 4
Coding region: 235-597 (120 amino acids)
Source: RefSeq, a predicted model, not a curated record